Molecule: messenger RNA, 3020 nt
Organism: Acipenser ruthenus (sterlet)
Lineage: Eukaryota; Metazoa; Chordata; Actinopteri; Acipenseriformes; Acipenseridae
Product: zinc finger protein 883-like
Exons: 3
Coding region: 329-2161 (610 amino acids)
Biological process (GO): regulation of transcription by RNA polymerase II
Molecular function (GO): RNA polymerase II cis-regulatory region sequence-specific DNA binding; DNA-binding transcription factor activity
Source: RefSeq, a predicted model, not a curated record
AGUAUUGUAACUUUUUACACUUCAGAAUUAAUAAGCAGAGACUUUGCACUCAAAGCCGUUUGCAGCGCCGGAAAUGCGCGUCCGUAAAGCAGCGUUGUUUGUGUGUUCCUGGAGGCGCUGUGGAUUUCACACGCUGUCUUGGUAACAAAGUGGUCAGUUUGCAUAUUUCCAGUGUGCGGACCGCGCAGUACUGCCCAGUCUGGAGAGACGGACAUCAGUCGCGAAACACAACGUGCACAUUGUAUCAAAGAAGAGGUUAACACCGCUUAUGAACGCGCGUCCUGUGUGGAAGCCUGCUUUUAAAUCCUGCUGAGAGGAAGAUCUGAAGAUGAACUCUGUCCACAUUAAAGAGGAGGUCUUUGCCCGGGAAUGUGCUGUGCUUCCAGAAACGGUGACACAACGGCCAUGGAUUGAAACUGAGGAGACAGACCCGAAGCGCGACAGCAGCUACAAUACAGCAGAGGGCGCCCUGGAGUCAGGCCCUUGUGAAGAGCAUCUCUCUGAACUCAGAUCGCUCCCAAGUGCUGAAGAGGGCAGUGACCUGGACGAUGCUGACAUUGCAGGAGAUAUCUCUGAACUACAGGUUAUCCAGAUUAAACCAGAGCUCUCUAAAGACACUGACAUGAAUGAAGAAAGCCCAGCGCCCUGCUCUGCUACCGGCAGUGUAGCGUCACUUGAAGUGGAUCAGGAUGAGAGAUACACAUGUCCUCAGUGUGACGUCUCUCUUAUUGGGAAAGAACACUUUGAGAGCCAUCUAAAGACUGCACACCUGCAACACAAUACAGACACCACGGGAAAGCGGACAGCUAACAGCCCUGCUGCAGACCAGAGCCUUCAAAUCCCGCUGGAAUGUGACAGUCGUCUCCGGCAGAGGGAUCCCCACAAACCCCACAAACAACACGUCUGCACUGUGUGCGGGAAAACGUUCAAGGAGCCGGGAGCUCUCACAAACCAUCACCGAAUCCAUACCGGAGACGCUCCCUUUCUGUGUGCGGUCUGUGGGAAGAGCUUCAAUCAGGCUGUGAACCUUAAAAGACAUCAGCGAAUCCACAGCGGAGAAAGGCCCUAUCACUGCCCUGACUGCGGGAGGAGUUUCAGCCACGCUAAAACCCUCACUGUGCACCAGCGCAUUCACACUAAAGAGAGCCCCUAUCACUGUGACAGCUGUGAGAAAAGCUUCAAGAGCUCAGGAAACCUGAAAGCACACCAGCGCACUCACACAGGGGAGACCCCGUAUCACUGCAGUGAAUGCGGGAAGAGUUUCAAUCUCUUACAAAACUUUAAAAAGCACCAGAGGCGUCACUCGGGAGUGACUCCGUUUCACUGCACAGACUGUGCAAAAAGCUUCAAAGAUUUGGGUUCCCUGAAGGCUCACCAGCGCAUUCACUCGGGAGAGACCCCGUACAGGUGCACAGUCUGUGGGAAGAGUUUCAGAGAGUCCGGGGUCCUGAGAAAACAUGAGCGAAUCCACACUGGAGAGACCCCCUACAAGUGCGCUUACUGUGUGAAGAGUUUCAGACAGAUCGGGCACCUGAAUACACACCAGCGACUUCACACAGGAGAGGCCCCGCAUCAGUGCCCUGACUGCGGGAAGAGCUUCAGAGAGUCUGGAGACCUGAAGAAACACCGGAGGAUCCACACUGGAGAGACCCCCUAUCUCUGCACUGACUGUGGGAUGAGAUUCUGCCAGUCAGGACACCUCAAGAGACACCAGCUCAUUCACACAGGAGAGACCCCCUUUCUGUGCACGGAGUGUGGGAGGAGUUUCAGACACUCUAAAACUCUGCUAGUACACCGGCGCACUCACACCCGGGAGACCCCGUAUCACUGCACUGUGUGUGAGAAGAGCUUCAGUCAGGGGCAGAACCUCAAGAGACACCAGCGGGUUCACACAGGAGAGGCCCCGUAUCGCUGUGCUGUCUGCGGGAAGAGCUACAAGGAGUCUCGCUCGCUUGUGGCGCACCGUCGAAGCCACACAGGAGAGACUCCUUAUCCAUGUGCCGAUUGUGGGAAGAGUUUCAGACACGCCAAGACUCUCAAAGUACACAAGAGAAUUCACACUGGAGAGAGACCGUAUCCCUGUGAGGAGUGUGACAAGAGAUUCAGGCAUUCGAAAGACCUGAAAAAACACAGCAAAAGCCACGCCAGACAGAUCACAUGAGGGAAACAUUUGAAGGUUUCUGUGCACACCUGAAUAUGAAAAUAAGCCUGCGCUCUUUCAUGGUUUGUAUUGUGUUUGAAUUGCAAGUUUCUACAUGCAGUCUGCUGUUGUACAGUAUUUUUUGUGUUGAAAGAUUUGUAUUUCCAAAGUGAAUGUAUAUUUUUUUCGAAGUAGUUUUCUGUGUUUUGUAUUGGCACACAGCACUCUGUACUCCUGCAUGGACGAUCACACACAGGCACACCUGCUUACUGGUGUCUGUCUGUCUGUAUACUUGGUCUGGUUCUUGCAGUGAGACUUUAUGAAGCAACAUGAGUUAAUUCUAAAGGGUGAUGCGAAACUUUUGGCCUAAGCUGUACAUCCGAAGCACCUUACUAUACAGACUAUGGAAAAGUGAAUGAAACACAGUAUACAAAACUGCACUGAGAACCAGCUAGAAGUGUUGCAAAUGUCAUAGGAAAGGAAAGGGGGCAGUGAAAAGACAGAAGGCUUUGAAGAAGUCAUUCAGGGCUCUCUACACUUUAAACCAGAGAGGUUUCAAGUGUGUGAUAAUGAGGAGGACUGGACUGGGCUGGACUGGGCUGGGCUGGGAUCUCUCCGAGUGUUUUAUUCCCCGCUGCCAUCAACCGACAGCUCAUAGUUUCAUGAUGUGUGUAUCAUCGAUAAAGCCAUGUGUAAAUAAAUCUGUAGAUGAGCUUGUCUCUGAAAUGCGUUGUCAUCACUAAACCUGUUUGUGUGCUUCGAUUGGUCAAUGCUGUGCUUCCAAAGUGUUUGUUAAGACUGGUGGAGAUUGUGUGGAAGGGGGUAAGUCCACAGAAAGUGUUUUUCUAUGACAUGUUUAAUAAAAAACAUCUUUAUAAUA